UGACAACACAAACUGUCAAAAGAAAAUCACAAGACGGAGAGAUGUGUCUGUACUUAAAACUGUGUCUCUCUAUGCUUUUACAGACUAUACUUGGACUCCAGUCAUCUGACCGUAGGCUCACAAGAAUCUUUGCUUCAAUUGGAGACAGUGUGCGUUUACCAUGUGGUACAUCCUACAUCAAUUCCUGCUCCUCUGUUACCUGGAGUGUAGUGAAAGAUGGGUUUGAUAACCAAUUAGAACUAUCAGGCAAGGUGAAAGCCGAUGGUCCAAACUCAGGAAGUCGACUGAAAGUGGGACAGGACUGCUCUCUACAUAUUCAACCUCUUGAAAUAGAUGAUGGAAGAGUUUACACCUGUGGAGAUGGGGCUACCAGUUCAAGUGUUUCUCUUCAGCUUCUCAACAUUACUCUGGCAACAGACACCAAUACAGCACCAGAGAUGGAUAUCAAGCUCCAAUGUUACCUGAAUAUAUUCUCAGGCCUUGUCCCACAAUGCAACCAUAGUGAAAUAAAGCUGAAUUGGCUGAAUGAGGCCAAUACAGUGCUACAGGGAGAGAGAUUUCAAACCGAACGUUCAUCUGCUUGCUUCUCUACGCUGACCAUCCGAGGUGUCAGGAAGACAGACCAUCACAGGAAGUGGCGGUGUCAACUGAUUGAAGGAGAGGUUGUGAAGACGUCCCUCAGCUAUACCACAGAAAUUACAGGAGGUAUAGAGGAAGUGUUUGUCGCAGUGGGUGAGUCAGUAUCACUUCCCUGUGCCACCCACUCCUCUCUCGAGGUGGGCAGCAGAUUCCAGUGGACUCUGGGUCAAAGGUCACUGUCCAGUCUGUCUCGGUCAGGCGAUGUCUCUGCUGGAACUCAGGGUCACCUUCCUGCAUCUCACAUCAGCCAAGACGGGUCUUUGGUCAUCAGCAAUGUGAAAACACUGCAUUCUGGGCUCUACAACUGCUCGCAACAGAACAGAAUCUUACUACACACUCUGGAUGUAUCUGCAGAGUAUGCUACCACAGACGGAAACAAUCUCACCCUGACCUGCUCACUCACCUGUGUGGAAGAUUGUGGAGACUUCAAUUUAUCCUGGAUUCACAGUGGCCAGGAUGGGUUGCAGAGUGGCCCUAUAGGACAUAACAACACCCUCAUCUCCAAACUCUUCCUCCCUGACCGCCAGGGCACAGAGAAGAUAGCCUGCGCCGUGCUCAGAGAGGGGGUUGAAAUGGCUGUAAAGGAGUGGACCAUCCAGAGAGGUCAUGUUCUACCUGCAGUGGUAUGGUCAGUCCUUCUGCUACUGCUGCUCUGUGCUGUUGGAGGGGGCGUGUAUUGGAAGAGGCAGGGCAAGGGAAGUGCCGCUCAAGGAGAAGAACAGCAGACACCUGUUGGAAUGACUCAUCUCUAUGACGAGAUUCAAGAUCAACCAAUUCAACCUUCCGGAGUAACCAACAACAGUUUCUAUGAUCUUCUGCAGGCUGGGAACUGAGUGUAAUGUCAUGUCCUCUAUCUUUAGGCUAUUAGUUGAGUUUUAAAUCUAAUUUGACUACUUUGUACUUUGCAUUGUUUUGUGGUUUGGAACAUUAUAAGUGUCACCAUGACAUCAAGUCUAUGCAGGUUGUUUUUUAUGAUGGAAAUAAAUUCAUAAAGAAAAGAACCUCUAUAGAAUAUCACCAGUUACCACAGUUAAAAACCCCGACAUAAGUUGGUUACAGGAACACAUUCAGUAUGACUCCUCAGUGUGGGGGUUGAUGGCUAAGUCACCCCACCUCCUGUCUUGAACAUCACUCUGCUGACUUUCACAUCCCACAUGAAACCUGGUAGCUUCUCUUCAGCAGUGUAAAACUGUAGAUGUAUGGGACUGAGACAAGACACAUAAUACAUGAGAGUGAACAGAUAAGUGUGUUUAUUUAAUGCAGGAUGGCAGUGUGUGAGCAUUAGCAAUACAAGUAAAAACCCCAGAACAGCAUGUCUCUCUGUCUGGAACAGCUCCCAACUACACAUCAUUUGGUGUAGAAAAGCAUCAGCAAAAGUUGUUCCACCAUGGGGUAACAAAUAAAGGAAUAUGUCCAAUCAAAUCAAGCUAAAUACAAUUGGUCACCUCAUCCAUUUGAUUAUUUCACAACUAAGAUUGUUAUUGUGUAAUACUAUGUAGGCUAUACCAGGGGUUGAAAGAUAAGAUUGUUAUUGUGUAAUACUAUGUAGGCUAUACCAGGGGUUGAAAGAUAAGAUUGUUAUUGUGUAAUACUAUGUAGGCUAUACCAGGGGUUGAAAGAUAAGAUUGUUAUUGUGUAAUACUAUGUAGGAUAUACCAGGGGUUGAAAGAUAAGAUUGUUAUUGUGUAAUACUAUGUAGGCUAUACCAGGGGUUGAAAGAUAAGAUUGUUAUUGUGUAAUACUAUGUAGGCUAUACCAGGGGUUGAAAGAUAAGAUUGUUAUUGUGUAAUACUAUGUAGGCUAUACCAGGGGUUGAAAGAUAAGAUUGUUAUUGUGUAAUACUAUGUAGGCUAUACCAGGGGUUGAAAGAUAAGAUUGUUAUUGUGUAAUACUACGUAGGCUAUACCAGGGGUUGAAAGAUAAGAUUGUUAUUGUGUAAUACUACGUAGGCUAUACCAGGGGUUGAAAGAUAAGAUUGUUAUUGUGUAAUACUACGUAGGCUAUACCAGGGGUUGAAAGAUAAGAUUGUUAUUGUGUAAUACUACGUAGGCUAUACCAGGGGUUGAAAGAUAAGAUUGUUAUUGUGUAAUACUACGUAGGCUAUACCAGGGGUUGAAAGAUAAGAUUGUUAUUGUGUAAUACUAUGUAGGCUAUACCAGGGGUUGAAAGAUAAGAUUGUUAUUGUGUAAUACUAUGUAGGCUAUACCAGGGGUUGAAAGAUAAGAUUGUUAUUGUGUAAUACUAUGUAGGCUAUACCAGGGGUUGAAAGAUAAGAUUGUUAUUGUGUAAUACUACGUAGGCUAUACCAGGGGUUGAAAGAUAAGAUUGUUAUUGUGUAAUACUAUGUAGGCUAUACCAGGGGUUGAAAGAUAAGAUUGUUAUUGUGUAAUACUAUGUAGGAUAUACCAGGGGUUGAAAGAUAAGAUUGUUAUUGUGUAAUACUACGUAGGCUAUACCAGGGGUUGAAAGAUAAGAUUGUUAUUGUGUAAUACUACGUAGGCUAUACCAGGGGUUGAAAGAUAAGAUUGUUAUUGUGUAAUACUAUGUAGGCUAUACCAGGGGUUGAAAGAUAAGAUUGUUAUUGUGUAAUACUACGUAGGCUAUACCAGGGGUGGAAAGAUAAGAUUGUUAUUGUGUAAUACUAUGUAGGAUAUACCAGGGGUUGAAAGAUAAGAUUGUUAUUGUGUAAUACUAUGUAGGAUAUACCAGGGGUUGAAAGAUAAGAUUGUUAUUGUGUAAUACUAUGUAGGCUAUACCAGGGGUUGAAAGAUAAGAUUGUUAUUGUGUAAUACUACGUAGGCUAUACCAGGGGUGGAAAGAUAAGAUUGUUAUUGUGUAAUACUAUGUAGGAUAUACCAGGGGUUGAAAGAUAAGAUUGUUAUUGUGUAAUACUAUGUAGGCUAUACCAGGGGUUGAAAGAUAAGAUUGUUAUUGUGUAAUACUAUGUAGGAUAUACCAGGGGUUGAAAGAUAAGAUUGUUAUUGUGUAAUACUAUGUAGGAUAUACCAGGGGUUGAAAGAUAAGAUUGUUAUUGUGUAAUACUAUGUAGGAUAUACCAGGGGUUGAAAGAUAAGAUUGUUAUUGUGUAAUACUAUGUAGGAUAUACCAGGGGUUGAAAGAUAAGAUUGUUAUUGUGUAAUACUAUGUAGGAUAUACCAGGGGUUGAAAGAUAAGAUUGUUAUUGUGUAAUACUAUGUAGGAUAUACCAGGGGUUGAAAGAUAAGAUUGUUAUUGUGUAAUACUAUGUAGGCUAUACCAGGGGUUGAAAGAUAAGAUUGUUAUUGUGUAAUACUAUGUAGGAUAUACCAGGGGUUGAAAGAUAAGUGGGUGAAUAUCAUAAGAAAGCAUUUACAGAUGUUUUGUGAAGGGUUCGGUAAGACAUGGUGUGUUGAUUGGAAGAUGAUUAUUCUUUUCACUGCCAUUGAACUGAAAUAAAUCAAAAUAAAUACAAUUGAAUGAAAUGUUAA
Oncorhynchus kisutch (coho salmon) is the source of this 4106-nucleotide messenger RNA. RefSeq lists its product as uncharacterized. NCBI's taxonomy places the organism in Eukaryota, Metazoa, Chordata, Actinopteri, Salmoniformes, Salmonidae. The transcript has 8 exons. Gene Ontology annotation, cellular component: external side of plasma membrane; membrane raft. The coding region runs from base 42 to 1472 and encodes 476 amino acids. Gene Ontology annotation, molecular function: protein tyrosine kinase binding; MHC class II protein binding. The record is from RefSeq and is a predicted model, not a curated record. Gene Ontology annotation, biological process: interleukin-15-mediated signaling pathway; T cell activation; positive regulation of ERK1 and ERK2 cascade.